This is a messenger RNA of Staurois parvus, 1002 nucleotides long. The record is from the annotation of a GenBank genome assembly. Lineage: Eukaryota; Metazoa; Chordata; Amphibia; Anura; Ranidae.
AUGGCGGCGGGGAGCAGUGUGGCCCAGAAGACCUGGGAGCUCUCCAAUAACAUGCAGGAAGUACAGAGCAUCGAUGAGAUCUACAAAUAUGAUAAGAAACAACAGCAGGAGAUCCUGGCCGCAAAGCCUUGGACGAAGGAUCAUCAUUACUUUAAGUACUGCAAGGUGUCUGCCCUAGCACUGCUGAAGAUGGUCAUGCACGCCCGGUCAGGAGGAAACCUGGAAGUGAUGGGUCUGAUGCUUGGAAAGGUGGAUGGAGAAACAAUGAUUAUUAUGGACAGUUUUGCGUUACCUGUUGAAGGGACUGAAACCAGAGUGAAUGCUCAAGCUGCUGCAUAUGAAUACAUGGCUGCAUAUAUAGAAAAUGCAAAACAGGUUGGCCGCCUUGAGAACGCCAUUGGCUGGUACCACAGUCAUCCAGGCUAUGGCUGUUGGUUGUCUGGAAUCGAUGUCAGUACACAGAUGCUUAAUCAGCAAUUUCAGGAACCGUUUGUUGCUGUUGUGAUUGACCCAACCAGAACUAUAUCUGCAGGGAAAGUUAACCUUGGGGCUUUCAGAACUUACCCAAAGGGGUACAAGCCGCCAGAUGAAGGACCCUCAGAGUACCAGACUAUUCCUUUAAACAAAAUAGAAGACUUUGGUGUGCAUUGUAAACAGUAUUAUGCACUGGAGGUCACGUAUUUCAAGUCCUCUCUUGACCGAAAAUUGCUAGAGCUUUUGUGGAAUAAGUACUGGGUGAAUACAUUGAGCUCCUCCAGCCUCCUUACUAAUGCUGACUACACAACAGGACAGGUUUUUGACUUGUCUGAGAAACUAGAGCAAUCAGAAGCCCAGCUUGGCCGUGGCAGUUUUAUGCUGGGAUUAGAAACGCACGAUAGGAAAUCUGAAGACAAACUAGCCAAAGCUACAAGAGACAGCUGUAAAACAACAAUCGAAGCAAUCCAUGGCUUGAUGUCACAAGUGAUUAAAGAUAAACUCUUUAAUCAAAUAAACACUUCAUAG